Messenger RNA from Theileria annulata, 5901 nucleotides. RefSeq names its product SfiI-subtelomeric fragment related protein family member, putative. The record is from RefSeq and is a predicted model, not a curated record. The coding region runs from base 1 to 5901 and encodes 1966 amino acids. The transcript has a single exon. NCBI's taxonomy places the organism in Eukaryota, Apicomplexa, Aconoidasida, Piroplasmida, Theileriidae.
AUGAGGCCAUGGGAAUGGGUAACCAUAACAUAUUUCCUAGUUUUGAAGUUUGUGACUUCAAAACCAGAAAUUAGCAAUUUGGAACUCCAUCCUUCUAGACUUAAAAUUGUAACUCUUGAUGAAGAUGGAGUUCCCAGUUAUGACAAUACUAAGUUUACAGUAACAACUGAUGGGAUUUUGUACACAUUUAGGCUUAAUAGUGGAGUCAGCUGUACGGAAAUAAAGUAUGAUGAGAGUACGUUGUGGAAAAUGGAGGAAAAUGAUCAUAAACAUCCGAAAUCAGUAUUGUUCAGCAUUUAUAACAACACGAUUACCCUAGAAAUGAGCAAUAAUUCAAAUUUAGUCUAUAAUUAUGAUCCAGUUCACAAAAUAUUCUAUAGCGAGAGUGAUCGAUACGUUCCGUCCCUUAACUUUACGUCAAAUCUGCCAGAUAAAAAACAAAAAGAAACCAGAGCAGAUGAAGUUUUUACGACGCCGACCCAGAGAUUGAGCUCACCCCGAGCAUAUUGUCAAGAAUCGAGCGGUUCUGACCUUGAAAACGCGACUCCAAUUGUGAUAGAUAUAACAAACAUAGGAAGCGCGUACGAGUUUGACUACUUUAAAAGUGGUAAAAAUUCUAUUUUUUCAGCCAAACAAGGAUUCUCAUUUAAACUAGUAAAAAAGUCAAAAGAUAUCAUAUGGCAGUCGUCCAAAAUGGGAGACUGUGCAAACAAAGUAAACGUCUUAGAUACAGGAAAGAAUUUAGUUGUUACAGUGUACUUAUCCUACGAAAAAACGAGACAGUUUUAUAAAUAUUGUAACCAGUGGGUUGAAAAGGGCCUGAUAGUUAUCGAUAUUAAUAAAACAGAGAGCACGGGGAGUUUCCACUACUCUAAGUAUAAAAAUUAUAAUACGUACAUUGCUAAGCAUAAUUUUUUCAUCUCGUCAGUGAAGCAAGGAGGGUCAUUUUUAUCCCAAGAUAUUAGCAUUUUCCAUGCCAAAGACGAAUCAGAAUAUCUCGAUCGCGUAAUGGUAAGCUCAUGCGGUAAGAUGACAUUGUACUUUGCAAACGGCAACGUGAAGCACAUGUACAAAAAAGGUUACAAUCAGUGGUACGAAAGAAGGCCGGAAGUGAAACUUGACAUCAAUACUAAGAAAAGUGAAUACGAGUUUGGGUAUUCAGAGGAUAACUACGUCGGUACGUACACUCCCCGACACAAUUUCGAUUUUAAAGAAGUAACGGACGGUAAAAACGUUGUAUUCAGAACUACUGUCAAUGAAUAUAUAGAAAAGGUAGUCACCGACUGUCUCGGAACCCUUUCGAGAACUAAAAAUCUUAGUAUUUACUUUUCUAAUGGAGAUGUCAAAUUCUUCCACAGGUCUGGUGACGAGUGGACCAGAAGGCCAUCAGAAAUUACGCUUAAUAUUAAGAAAAAAGAAGGAACGUUCGAGUACGAUUGUUUUAACAAAAACAAUAUUUACGUUUUCGUGCCCAAACACAAUUUCAUCUUUAGAAGGAUAGUACAAGGUGAAGGUAACCUUGUCGAUAUAUGGGUCUCAACCGAUCAUGAUUUCUGUAAUAAGGUCGUACUAAGUUAUGUUGAGAACGGUAAAAACCUGAGUAUCCAUUUAAUUGAUGGUAAUUACAAGAGUUUCUACAAGGACAGUAGUGACAAUUUGUGGGUGGAGUCCUCCAAAGUCGAUUCCGUAAUCCGUGAAAGAGUAGUGACCCUUGAUAUCGUUAACACUGAGAGUACCAAUGAAUAUCAUUUCUAUUUUGAUGGUAGAACAAAUGCCGGUGUGUUCAUGUCAAGAGAGGGAUACCUUUUCAAUAGAGUUAAGCAGAGCUCCACAUUUUCAAACACAGUGAUCUUGUGGGAAACCAACAAUAGUUCAAUUUUUUCAAACAGAGUUGUAGUUUUUGACGUUUACCAACAAGAGGUGGUUUUAGAUAUAUAUCUUGUCAAUGGAAAUAAGCUCCACUUUGAUAUAAAGUCUGAUAUAAACUUUUUCGGUAAAAAAUCGUGGCUAGAGAGAAAGUCAUAUUUGCCUUUAUCAGAACACCCCCAAAGUGUAACCGUUUUAUUAAUGGAUCCAACAAAUCCCAAUAACAUUGUUACAAAUGAUAUAACUAAAUAUGUCGUCAGUGUGAAUAAGUUAAAUGACGUUAGACCUAAUUUUCCUGAUAAAGUAUCCUACGAUUAUAGAUUCAAAGAUGAUGCCAAAUGUGUAGAGUUUAAAGUAGAUAAUAAAACGGUGUGGAAAUACGACCCUGAUACUCAUGAAUCAUUCCCUAUAUCUGUAUACGUUCACAAAUUUAUGAAACUAGCAUUUGUCGAGUUCAAUCUUCAUUCUCUAGAUAUAUAUAUGUAUGUUGAUGGUGAGUGGAAACUGGGUUAUAAUAAUAAGAUGAAAGGAAUUAAGAUCGAUAUCCAAGCCAUGAAGAGUACCAAUGAAUAUUAUUUCUACAUUGAUGAGGAAACCAGCACAGGAAUUUAUGUUCCACUGAAGGGUUACUUCUUCAGGAAAAUUAUGCAAAGUGGUUCCUGGUAUUCUCCAACAAUAAAAAUUUGGGAAACCUUUCACUACUAUAAAUAUUCCAACGCCAUUGUAGUUUACAAUGUCGAUAAACUCCGAUCCACCAUUGUUAUUCAUCAUAUUACCGGAGAGAAAAGUUAUUUGUCUGUAGAAAUGAAUUACGAUUUAAUAUCCGUGUUCGAAACAAAAACUUAUAACUUACAUGCACUCCAGUACCCUGAAAAUAUAAGUGUUUUGACAGAAAAUAAUGAAAUGGACUACCUUGUUUACAUGACCAUAUUGUAUAAAACCGGUAACCCGAAGAGAGAAAUCUAUGAAUAUUUAUUCAAAGGAGCUAAAUGCCUUGAAUUUAAAAUUGAUGAUAAGUUGGUGUGGAAGUACUAUAGCUCAGAGGACAGAUUUCCCAAGUCAAUUUAUUAUCAUAAAGAUGUGGAAAUAGUUCUCGUAGAAUUUAACAAUCACUCCUUCAAUAUGUAUAAGUAUAGUGAAAACAGGUGGAAGAUGAAAUCUAUGGUCUCUACAUUUAGUGAUAGAAUUAUAAUUUCCACAUUGGAUGCCACUGGUAACAUUGUUGAAAACGACACUAGCAAGUAUAACGUGGAUAAAAGUGACAAACACAUUACUAGAUUCAUUUUCAGCGAUGAUGCUAGGUGUGUUGGAUUGAAUUAUAGAAACCACACAAUAUGGCAAUAUGAAGGAGGAGACUAUCCUAAAGUGUUUUAUGUUCACAAUUGUUUUACAUCAUUGAUUAUUGAAUUUUCAAAUGAUUAUUUCUUUUUCUACAGGUAUUGUUUGUCAGAGAAAAGGUUGAAGUUUGAAUUAUUAAGGAAUAUAAGACAGGUCAACUAUGAAAAAAUUAGACUUAUAACUGAGGGUAGUGAUUACCAAGUUAAAAGGUAUGAUUUCGCCUAUGAAUUUCAGUUUAAGGAAGGUUGUCGUUGUUUAGAAUUUUUAUAUGACGAAAAAACUCUGUGGAAAUACGGUGCCGAAACUCCAUUACUAAUAUAUUUUAUGUCCAACUUUGACGUUCUGGUCGCGUCUAGAAAUGAAACUAGAUAUGUAUUGAAUUCUAAAAUAAGAUGGAAAAUGCCAACUCCUUCAGAAUUAGACAUCAAACAACCAUAUAGUAAUAAAAAUUUUGACUAUUUCUAUGAGGGUGAUGUAGGUACAUAUAUGUCCAAACCUAAUCAUUCAUCCAAUAUUGUUAAGUAUGGUUCUGAUAUUCUCUGGGAAGCCAGCGACCCUACCUUGUUCGUUAACAAGGUAGUUGUUAAUGGAGUCCAAACAAGUGUUAAGAAUAUUGACAUAUUCCUCAACAAUAAUGAGGUCGAACACUUCCACAAAGCGAAGGGGAAGUGGGUCUCGGAAACUAGCAUUGUUCUUGAUAUUGAUAUUAAUAGGGAUAAUGACCUAUUUGAGUAUAGAUCCACCAGAAACUUCGGUCAUUUCAAUCCUAAACCAAAUUUGACAAUCGAGAAGAUUGUAAAGAAAGACUUGGAUAUUUGGACUGCUGAACCCGAGGAUCACGGACUCAAGGCAGUACUCAUGGGUUCUGGUUGGAAUGAGAAACAUCUAUCGAUUCUGCUACAAAGUGGUAACUUCGUACUUCUAAGGAAGUCUGGUAAAGGUGAGCCAUGGGAAGAUAUCACUAAUGAAAAGAGUGAUUUCUCUGGUAUCAAGAUGUACUCACUGGAAGAAGGUACAUCCAACUAUCAUCUCCUGACUGAGAAUGAUUAUGAUCCAAUAAUAUUCGAGUCUAGAUAUGGCUAUGAGUUUAAAGAUUCUGUCAAGUGUGUUAAGAUCACAUACAAUGAUACUCUACUGUGGUCACACACUGAUGAUCCUGAGUUUGGAUACCUCAAGGGUCUAUAUCUGGAUCUUCCUAAAGACCAGUUCAGUGUCACAAAUCUUAAAGAUCAGACAAAGCAUCUUACCAAAGUUAAGAUCGUCCUGGACAUCCAGAAGACUCAGUCUACUUCUGAGUUUGACUACAGUUAUAGGAAUGGAGUCGUUACUUAUACUACCAAGGCUGAUUAUGUAUUCAGUAAGGUAAUAAUGAAAGAUCUGGAUAUCUGGACUGCCAAACCAGAUGAUCAUGGACUCAAGGUAGUAUUGAUGGGUUCCGGUAAGGAUGAAGAAAUACAUUUAGCCGUACUACUACAGAGUGGUAAUUUCGUACUUCUUAGGAAGUGUGGUAAGGGUGAGAAUUGGACCGAUAUAACAUCUGAUAGACAUGAUGUUUCCAGACUUAAGUUCAUUGGUGAGAAUAAGGUUCUAACCUCGUCUGAUUACACAGUUUCCUUCGUUGAUUUCUCAUAUGAAUUCACGUUUAAAGAUUCUGUCAAGUGUACGAAGAUCACAUACAAUAAUAAUCUACUUUGGUAUCACACUGAAGAUCCUAAGUUUGGAUAUCUGAAGGGUCUAUAUCUAGGUCUUGUAUCAAACCGUUUCUUCGUUAAGAAUCAGUCUGAUGAAGUCAAGAAGAUAGAAGAGAAUGCUGGGGCUGAAACUGCAACAACAGCUGCAACAACACUAGUGUCUAUUAUUAAACCAGCUGAACCUUCAGUCACUACUGUUGCCCUUGAUAUCAGUAAGGCUCAGAGUACAAAUAUUUUCGAUUAUUCUACUAUGGAUGAUUUUGGUACAUAUAAACCAAAAGAUGGUUAUGCAAUAAAUGUUGUAAAAUAUGGUUCUGAUAUUCUCUGGGAAGUUAGCGACCCUACCUUGUUCGUUAACAAGGUAGUUGUUAAUGGAGUCCGUCUUCUAUCUCUAAAUGAUGUAAAACUAUAUUUGGCUAAUGGGGAUGUUAAAAGAAUAAUUAAAGUGAAUCGCAGAUGGAUAGAUAAAGAAACUCCAUUAGUUCUAAAUAUAAGUGCACAAGCAGAUAUCAAUUUUUUCAAUUAUAACAAUAACAGCGAUCGAAUAACAUUUACGCCUAAACAUGAACUAUUUAUUAAUAGAGUAAUGGCAAAUGAUCAGAUUGUUUGGGAAACUAAUAAAACUAUUGAAUAUGCCACUAAGGUUACACUUAAUGCUUCUGAUUCUCGUCAUAAGGUAUUAACCAUACAGAUGGUUAGAGGCGAUGAGGUCGUCUUUUAUAAUUAUGGAAGUCACAACAAGUGGGCAAAAGAGGGAUAUGAAGAUGAUAAUAAAUCAGAUAAUCCAGAACCUUCUGGCACCGAUGUUUUUUCUGAACAAAAAAUGGUUACAGUAACAUAUCCUGAAAUUCCCAAUGUUCAACAUUACCAAAUAAACCAAAUACCAUCAAAUGAUAAUUUGCACAUUCAAGCAAAAGAUAGGUUUGACAACUGGUACAAUUACACUUCAACAAACUUAGCAUUGAGAACAAACACUCCAAACACAACCCAAGUUGGGUCAGAUUAA